Molecule: messenger RNA, 611 nt
Organism: Actinia tenebrosa (Australian red waratah sea anemone)
Lineage: Eukaryota; Metazoa; Cnidaria; Anthozoa; Actiniaria; Actiniidae
Product: arrestin domain-containing protein 3
Biological process (GO): protein transport
Cellular component (GO): cytoplasm
Source: RefSeq, a predicted model, not a curated record
CCUAAAGGCCUGGGCACGAGUAACUAUCUAUCAAUGGCCUUAACGCUUCAUACUUGGGUGACCAUGCAUCUAUGAAUAAUUUUUUUUGUGUAURAAUAAUUUUUUUUGUUUCGUUUUUGUUUUCCAUAAUAGUCGUUCCUUUAUCACAUAAAUAUUGCGAUGACAUCUUUGAUAUCAGUAUUCACCCCCGGUACGAUGCCAACACUGAAGGGACAUAGCCACAACUAAGAGUAAUUUAACCGGUUUGUUUUGAAUGACUGCUGCACUGAAAAAUGAAACCGAAAAACAUCUUAGGAACUGUACAAGAUUACGACUGUAAAGCCUCUUCCUCAACUACAAGACUUUAAAUCGUUGCCGGAAUAUGAAGUCCUCUAUAAAUAAGUUUUUAGUCGUCCUUGACGAACCGAACAAAGAUUUUUCCCCUGGCGACCAAGUUCAUGGGAAAGUUGUCCUCGAUGUUAGGCAGGAAAUCAAAUUGUGGACAUUGAAUCUGGAGUGUCGUGGAGAGGUUUAUGUCUCAUGGCCUGAAAACCAUGGCACAUACACACGGUAUCGUUUCGGGAAAGAAGAGUUGUUUCAUGUGAAGGCUCGCGUCUACGGAGACACCGAAG